Phragmites australis (common reed) is the source of this 1983-nucleotide messenger RNA. Its product is annotated as sulfoquinovosyl transferase SQD2-like. The coding region runs from base 575 to 1819 and encodes 414 amino acids. The record is from RefSeq and is a predicted model, not a curated record. The transcript is spliced from 11 exons. Gene Ontology annotation, molecular function: UDP-sulfoquinovose:DAG sulfoquinovosyltransferase activity. Gene Ontology annotation, biological process: glycolipid biosynthetic process; sulfolipid biosynthetic process. Gene Ontology annotation, cellular component: chloroplast envelope. NCBI's taxonomy places the organism in Eukaryota, Viridiplantae, Streptophyta, Magnoliopsida, Poales, Poaceae.
CGGGCGGGGGACGGAUGAUGGUGGCCUCCCACCCGCGGCAGGGAAAAGCAUAUCCCUCUUGGCCUUUGCCUUUGCCUUGACAAUUAUUCUCUCCUCGUCGACGCCGUGUCCCGCUUGAUUUCGAUCGCACGCACGCACGCACGCACCGCAACAGCAGCAGAGAAUCGAUUCGAUUCCCCCGUCCGUCCGCUGCUGGCUCGAUCCGUUCGGCCAUUCGUCGUGUUUUUCUACACCGCCACCCUUUUUUUCCCCUCCCCACACGGCUACUGCCAGAGUGCCAGUCCACCACCACGUCCCCGCCGCCGCCGCCGCCGCCGUCCUUCCCCACGCGCACCCCGUCGCGUCCCGGUGCUGUUGGGCGCGCGCGAGCGUUCCUGUGACGCUGCUUCCGCGCGCCGCCACCUCCCCGCGUGGAUUCCAAGUCAAGGCGGCAGGCGGGGUCGCGGUCGGAGGGAGCGAACGCGGGAGGAGGAAGGAUACGGCGCGCCUUGGGAGUAGUAGAAGCGAAGGAGAGGCGGGGUUUAAUUCGGGCGGUGGACUGAGUCGGAGGAUCGGCGGUGCGGGCCAGAGGAGGAUGGCGCAAGCAGAUGAGGUGGCGGCGCCGCUGCUGCAGGGCGAGGAGGCGGACGCCGAGUGGAACUCCAGGCCGCGCCGCAUUGCCCUCUUCGUCGAGCCGUCGCCCUUCGCUUACAUCUCCGGGUACAAGAACCGGUUCCAGAACUUCAUCAAGCAUCUACGAGAGAUGGGCGAUGAGGUGUUGGUGGUGACCACACACAAGGGAGCUCCUGAGGAGUUCCAUGGAGCAAAGGUCAUUGGCUCUUGGAGCUUUCCAUGUCCAUUAUACCAAAAUGUUCCACUCUCCCUGGCAUUGAGCCCCAGAAUAUUUUCUGAGGUAACUAAGUUCAAGCCGGACAUAGUCCAUGCUACUUCACCUGGAAUUAUGGUUUUUGGUGCCCUUGCUAUCGCGAAGAUGAUAUCAGUACCAAUGGUGAUGUCUUAUCACACACAUCUUCCAGCGUACAUACCGAGGUACAAUUUAAAUUGGUUACUUGAGCCCACAUGGAGUCUUAUAAGAUGCCUCCACCGAUGUGCAGAUCUUACUCUAGUUCCUUCAGUAGCUAUUGCCGAAGACUUUGAAACUGCUAAAGUAGUAUCAGCAAACAGAAUACGGCUUUGGAACAAGGGUGUUGAUUCUGAAAGCUUCCAUCCUAAAUAUCGGAGGCAUGAAAUGCGCAUCAAAUUGAGUGGUGGUGAACCAGAAAAACCAUUGAUAAUACACGUGGGCCGUUUUGGACGUGAAAAAAAUUUGGAUUUUCUAAAAAGGGUUAUGGAGAGGCUCCCAGGAGCAAGAAUUGCUUUUGUUGGAGAUGGACCAUACAGGGCUGAGCUGGAAAAAAUGUUCACAGGCAUGCCUGCAGUUUUCACUGGAAUGCUCCAAGGUGAGGAGCUCUCACAAGCGUACGCCAGUGGAGACAUAUUUGCAAUGCCUUCAGAGUCUGAGACCCUUGGGCAAGUAGUGCUGGAGUCCAUGGCUUCUGGAGUCCCAGUUGUCGCUGCUCGUGCUGGAGGGAUACCUGAUAUUAUACCCAAGGACAAGGAGGGCAAGACUAGCUUCUUGUUUACACCAGGAGAUCUCGGUGAGUGUGUGAGGAAGAUUGAACAGCUCCUUUUGUCAAAAGAUCACAGAGAAGCCAUUGGAAAGGCUGCCAGGGAAGAGAUGGAGAAGUGUGACUGGAGAGCAGCCUCGAAGAUAAUACGCAAUGAGCACUACAGUACUGCAAUGUGGUACUGGCGGAAGAAGAUGGGCAGAACUAACUAAGUUUCAUCAAUCCACUCAGGAAUUCCGUUGCUGCCCUCUCCAACUAGUUCCUGUUAAUAACCAAAGAAUUUGUACAUUGUACCCAACAGCUUGCGAGUUUGUGUGGCUAGCUGCAUUCAUAUGUCCACGGUUUUGGAUAUGAUUGACCGACCGCUUGUGUGCAA